CGCUGCGAGAGCGAGACGGACUGGAGACACUUGAAAGUGGAGGACAGAUAGCCAUCUUCGUCAUUAUGUCCCUUCGUCCAAACCUCUGGAGCUGUGAUCCUUUCAUUGCCCGAGAUGCUGCUGUAUUUCUCAGAUCGGCGCAUCCCCGAGCUUCCGGCGAAAACCGCGACACACUGAUGCUCCGAGCCGGCAGGAUGGACGAGUUUGUGACGGAAGAAGAUGAGCCGUGGUACGACCAGAGAGACCUGGAGCAAGAUCUGCACUUGGCAGCUGAGCUGGGGAAAACCCUGCUGGAGCGCAAUAAGGAGCUGGAGGACUCGCUGCAGCAGAUGUACAUCAACAACGAGGAGCAGGUGCAGGAGAUCGAGUAUUUGACCAAGCAGAUGGAGAUGUUGCGUGAGAUGAACGAGCAGCACGCUAAAGUGUACGAGCAGUUGGACGUGACGGCUCGAGAGCUGGAGAUAACCAAUGAGAAGCUGGUGCUGGAGAGCAAAGCUUCUCAGCAGAAGAUUGACCGGUUGACCAGUACUAUGGAGAUGCUGCAGGGGCAGGUGGACACGCUCACCGCUCGCGUGGAGGAAUUGCGCACUUUGGAAGAGCUCAGAGUUCGCAGAGAGAAGAAAGAGAGGAGAAAGACCGUGCACUCGUUCCCAUGCCUUAAAGAGCUCUGCACCGCUCCUAGGUACGAGGAUGGAUUCAUGGUGUCUGACCCGGGCAGCGGCGACCUACAAGAAUGUCAGCCCGCUGACGAAGAGAACGAACAUCUGCGCGUGAUGGUGUCAUCUCUGCGUGCCGCCGUGGCGGCCGAACGCGGACGGCGAGAGGCCGCCGAGCGGGAAUGCGGCGCGGUGCUACAGGAGUUUGAACGGUUGGAGCAGCGCCUCAUGGGGGCCGAAAAUUGCCAGCGGCGCGUGCACGAGCUGGAGGCGGAGCUCCAAGAGAUGCAUCAGCUCCGCAAGUCCAGAGCGUGUCUCCUGAGCGGAGACGAGGGCCUGGAGCAGACGCUGCUCAACUGCGCCCCCGAAACGGACACCCCGGACGACGCGGUCAUGGCUGGAACGCAGAACGGGGACGCGAACGAUGGAGCGGCCCCCGUCCGGAAGAGUUGCAGUGACACGGCUCUGGAUGCUAUCUCUGCGGUCGACGCCUCGGGGAGACGCAAAGGGAGCUACGCGCUUCACGCCAACGGCGUCCGGAAGAGGGGCAUGUCCAUCCUCAGGGAGGUAGAUGAGCAGUAUCACGCCCUUCUGGAGAAGUACGAGGAGCUGCUCGGGAAGUGCCGGCGCCACGAGGAGAGUCUAUGCCACGCUGGGGUGCAGACCUCCCGGCCCGUGUCCAGAGACCCGUCCAUGAAGGAAUGCCGGGCCGCUGAGCCCCAGCAGCCACCCACUCCACCUCAGACGCCCUCGACUCCAGAGGCGCUUGAGGGCAUCAGCCGGCAGGUGGAGGCUGUGGACAAGCGGCUGAGCCAAAACACGCCAGAGUAUAAAGCCCUCUUCAAGGAGAUCUUUUCCCGCUUACAGAGAACCAAGAGCGACAUAAACUCCACCAAAGGGAGGAAAAGCGGAAAAUAGCCUAUUUUGCUCUUAACAUUUGUGCCACUGAUUUCUUUCCCUGUCUUUCAUGUAAUGUCUUACUUUUUUUCUUUUGGGAAACUAAGAGUCGUUGAGAUACAUCUGCUAUUUAGUACAGCUCAUCCAUUAAUUAUUUGGUGCCACAUAGCGAGACCAAUGGUGGUUUUCUGGAGGUUUCGAGUCUAAUGCGCUUUCGCCGCCUUUCAGGGUAGACCAUAUUACUCAGUUUAACUGUAACCAUAAUCACCCUAAAGAUGAUCAAGCACAGGAAGACAUGAUUCUUGUCAUUGCUGAUUUCCUUUUAUCACGUGUAUUACAUGUUAUGAAUAACCACAGCAUUGUGUAACCACUUUUGUUCAAUAUUAAAUCACACUUUGCUUUGA
Messenger RNA from Puntigrus tetrazona (Sumatra barb), 1957 nucleotides. RefSeq names its product cerebellar degeneration-related protein 2-like (gene cdr2l). Bases 66 to 1574 code for a protein of 502 amino acids. The transcript has 6 exons. NCBI's taxonomy places the organism in Eukaryota, Metazoa, Chordata, Actinopteri, Cypriniformes, Cyprinidae. The record is from RefSeq and is a predicted model, not a curated record.